Messenger RNA from Populus euphratica (Euphrates poplar), 1585 nucleotides. RefSeq lists its product as uncharacterized. Gene Ontology annotation, molecular function: lipid binding. NCBI's taxonomy places the organism in Eukaryota, Viridiplantae, Streptophyta, Magnoliopsida, Malpighiales, Salicaceae. Bases 196 to 1419 code for a protein of 407 amino acids. The transcript is spliced from 6 exons. The record is from RefSeq and is a predicted model, not a curated record.
ACGUGAGGGAAAAUCGAAGCAAAGCCAAGCUGUGAAGUUCAGCAAUGGCCUAAACAACGGCGGAAAUCCCAAUUCAUUAAUGGCCGAAACAAAGGCGGGAGCCCCAACCAACCAGAUACCCAUCCCUUCUCUUCUUCUAUAAGCCAAAAAAAUAAAACAUACUUGGUGGGUUUGAUUUAGAUUUGCAAAGGAAAGAUGAGUUUCUUUGGUUUUAGUGGAUCAUCACUACAUUCUUCUUCAAAUGCUUCUUCUUCUUCAAUGGAUUUUUGGUUUCAAAAUGAAAGAAUGAAUUUUGGUUAUGGAUGGGCUACUCCCUUUGCGCUCCUUCUCAUUCUCAUUUUCCACUUCUCCAAGCGACUCUUCUCUUCUUCUCCUCCUCCUCCUCCUAAACGAAACCUCGUUUCUUCUUCUCCAGCUUCCACUGCUACUGAUAUUGGUUCCUCUAAUUUCAGAAUUUCAGAGAUCGUUUCAGAAGCUGAUUUGAAGUUUUUGAUUGAAGUUUUGGAUGGGAAACUAACUGAGAACGAGAGUGAGAAAUGGGAAAAUGUUACAAAUAAGAAAAACAAUCUUCUAGCUUAUACCGCCAAAUGUUUCAAACCAAAGGAUGCUCCGAUAAAGUACUUGAGUGUGAUGGUUUUUGAAAACUGCACCACAGAGGUGCUUAGGGACUUCUACAUGGACAAUGACUACAGAAAUCAAUGGGAUAAGACCAUAGUUGAGCAUGAGCAACUGCAGGUGGAUAGAACUAAUGGAACUGAAAUUGGUCACACAAUAAAGAAAUUUCCACUGUUGACCCCAAGAGAAUACGUUUUAGCAUGGAGAUUGUGGGAAGGAAAAGAUAAGACAUUCUACUGCUUUAUUAAGGAUUGUGAACAUCCUUCAGCUGCAAGACAGAAGAAGUUUGUACGAGUGAAGUUCUUUAGAUCUGGUUGGAAGAUCAGUAAAGUCCCUGGUAGAAAUGCCUGUGAGAUCAAAAUGUUUCACCAAGAAGAUGCUGGUUUGAAUGUGGAGAUGGCAAAGUUGGCUUUCUCUAGGGGCAUAUGGAGCUAUGUAUGCAAGAUGAAUAAUGCACUGCGCAAAUACCCUGUGAUUAGUCAUCCUCAGACAGGUCCAGCUGUCACUGCAGUAUCUUUAAUCCAGAAGGUUCCACCUGAACUAGAAACAAUGAACAGUCUUUUGGAUACUCAGGCAACUCUGACAUUGACUGCCCCACGGGGAUUAGUUACUGGUGAAGCCAAAGAGAAGAAAUUCCCAAGAAGGCCAUCUAGGAAAAUUAUAGGAAAUGGUCUGCUUCUUCUAGGGGGUAUCAUCUGCCUGUCUCGUGGGCGCUCUAGCCUAUGUGCUAAAGUUGCCAUGGCAUAUAUCCUGACAAAGCUGAGAAAACGUGAUGAGUCGUCAAGCAAAGGAAGGGAAAGAUGAGGUAUAUGAUGACGUUGUAUGACCAAUACUAAUGCUGCCGGACUCAAUAAUAUCACGCAGUUUUAUUAAGCAUGGAAUCUGACCUGUAUACCUUUUAAAGAGAUAGCAUAUUAAGCCCCUUUGUCUACGAGGAAGCUGAAUUUCUUUCUAAUCAAGAUUUUUGUUC